Plasmodium malariae is the source of this 2448-nucleotide messenger RNA. Its product is annotated as FbpA domain protein, putative. NCBI's taxonomy places the organism in Eukaryota, Apicomplexa, Aconoidasida, Haemosporida, Plasmodiidae. The record is from RefSeq and is a predicted model, not a curated record. Gene Ontology annotation, biological process: rescue of stalled cytosolic ribosome; ribosome-associated ubiquitin-dependent protein catabolic process. Gene Ontology annotation, molecular function: tRNA binding; ribosomal large subunit binding. The transcript is spliced from 2 exons. Bases 1 to 2448 code for a protein of 815 amino acids. Gene Ontology annotation, cellular component: RQC complex.
AUGAAUACAUGGGUAGUAACUGUUAGUAAACGAGUUAAUUUGCAACGAAAGCAGAGCUUUCACUUUAUAUCCCCAAGAACACAUAGGAGUAAAUAUGUUGUUAAGAAAAAAAUAUUUUUUUUUAAUAAAAGAAAGUUAAGUGUAUCACAAUGCAACGAAGAAAAUAAUAUGGAUACCAUUUUCAAAUAUACAAAAUAUGGCGAAACCAAUGAUAAUAAGUAUAUAAAUAUAUUAGAAAAGAAGGCAAAUGAAAUUAAAAAUUCUAAAAAUAGUUUUAAUAAUUAUAAGAUGAAGAAUAAUAAAUAUGAGGAAGAACAAAACUGUUCCUAUCAACCAUUAGAUUAUACGACAUUACAUGUAUUAUCUUUUGAACUAAAUGCAUUAUUACAAGACUGUGUAGUACAUCAUAUAACUCAAGCAGACGACAAAACGAUAGUUUUACAUUUAAAUAAACGAGAAAAAGAAUAUUAUUUAUAUAUAUGUUAUGAUAACCAGAAUCCUGUAAUUUCUCUUGGUUUAAAAAUAAAGAAGUUAUUUAAUCGAUUCAUAGAUGAUGACUAUGCACAAAAAUUAAACCCCGUUUUGAAAUAUUCCAUUAUUUCUAAUAUAUAUAUGAAAAAAAGUUUUAUAAAAAUAUUAUGUAUUGAUUUUAUAUUAAAAAGAAAAACUCAAGAAGAUAUUGAUAUUGAAGAUAUAUUGUCUAACACAAGCAUUAGUAGAAAAGUAACAUUAUUAUUUGAUCUACAUCAUAAUUCUUGUAUUUCUUUUGUUAUUAAUAAAGUAAAUAAUGAAAUUUUAAUUUCUCCCCAUAAUUAUAUAACAGAAAAAACUAUAGAUAAAUCUUUUAAAGAAGGACAUACGUAUAUAUUCCCUACCAAUGAUGAAUGUAAAAUAAUUCCGAAUCAUUAUGAAUUUUUUUCUUCUUUUUUAAAAUUGUUUAAAUCAAGAAAAGAGCAAAACUUCAUUUCGUCCAUAUUAGAUCUAUAUGAAGGACUCAGUUAUAAUAUACUUUUAAAAUUUUUUGAUCAUUUAAAUAUUUCAAGUGAUAUAAAAUUUUCAGAUAUAGACCCAGGCUUGCUACUAGACUUUUUUAAUAAUACAUAUAUUAAAUGGAUUCGCUUUUUAAAUUUAAAAGAAAAAUGUGACACGCUCAUUUUUUAUCCUCAUUUUGAUCACACAUUGAACAUUUAUUGUGUUGUGAAGUUUUUGACACGAAAAACUAAUUAUGCAUUUUUGAAUACCCCUGAACAUAAGUACCAUAGCGCCGAAACACGUAGGUUUCUUACGGCAAGUGUAACUGCAGAUAUUACUGGCACAGAGGUGAAGCAAUCGUUUGCAGAUCAAACGGUUAACAAGAGUGGAAAGGAUGAAGGAGCUUAUGAUUACAGAAAGGAAAUGUCAAAGGAAGGAUACGGCAAAGAUGGUGAGGAGGAAUCAGGAAUGAUGGAUAUCAAAAUAGAGAGCGGCAAAAUGGAUGAGGCAAAAAUUGAGAGCGGCAAAAUGGAUGAUGCAAAAAUUGAGAGCAGCAAAUUGGCUGAUACCAAAAACAGAGAAACAUACUUUGAAACAGUCAUCGAACUGGUCUACUAUUACUACGGAAAGUCCCUUUCUGUAAAUAAAUUUUACUCAACAUUAAAAUAUUGCAAAGAAUUUAUUAAAAAGAAGAUACCACUGUAUGAAGAAAUGCUGAUGCAGUAUAAAAGUGAACGAGAGAUAUGUGAAAAGGCUUAUUUGUUACAUGAAAACUUAAAUAAGCUGAGUGUUUUUAAUCAUACUAUAUCGAAAAUGAAAGACUGGAUAGACAAGAAAACUUUUGAUGCAUUAAAGUUAAUAGAAAAUGAAUUAAAAUUUAAUUCAAUAGAAGAUAAUAGAAAAAAAUACGUAAAAAGGAUGGAAGAAAAAAAACAGAAAGAAGAAUUAUUACAAAAAAAAAUUUUAAAUGUUCAACCCAAUGUUAUUAAAACAUCUCAAAAUCUUUAUAAAGGCUCUCUUUUAAUUAAAGUUAAUGAAACCGAUUUAUCUUCUCCAUUUAUAAUAGUAGGUAGAAAUAGUAAACAAAAUGAAAGAAUAUCAACACAAAUUUUAAAAUUCAACGAUUUGUGGUUUCACGUACAUGAACAUCCAGGAGGUCAUGUCAUAUUAAGAAAUAAAAAAAUUAAUGGUAAAAUAAUUACGGCAGACCUAAAUGUUGAAGAUAUAAACGUUGACGAUGAUAUUAAAUAUGCUGCAAAUAUAGCUGCCUAUUUUUCCAAAGCAAGAAAGCUCGAUAAAACCCUCGUCUGUUUCACCAUUGGAAAGUAUGUUUUAAAGGAUAACACCUUAAGCGAAGGAGCGGUUGAAGUUUUGAGAUACAAAUUAGUAUAUGGCAGACCAAGCAAAGUAUCAAGUGUUAUAAAAGACCUCAAGGAAAGAAAUAAGGAGAUCGAACUUUCUAAUAAAAAGAAAUAG